AUGGGAGAUCUGGCUGCUAUCAACCUGGAGGGGCCUCGGGGAAUGGACGUUCCGUUCUUUACACUCCCGGGGUGUGGGAACACCCUGGCUAUACACCCGCAUCCGGCGAUUCUGGAAGCUGCGGACCGGUUUGUCCGGGGGGUGAUUCUUGGUGGAAAGAGGCGGUGGUGGGAGAGGGGAGAGGAGAAGGAGGCAACGGGCUUGAAUACGAGUGCGGAUGACUCUAGGGGGGAGGCUGAAAGUGGCAGCAAUGCGAGCAAUGAGAGCAACGGAAGCAGUGGGAGCAGCAGAGCGAGCAACAGGACGCUGUGGGCGGUGGGGGACAGUGCAGCGGACGAAGCAGCAGGUGUGGCGCGGUACAUAGCGGUGCACUGGCGGCGCACAGACCUGGUGCAGCUGUCCAGGGACCCCUGGGUGCACCUCCCUGUGCCCCGCGUGGGGGCGUGCCUCGUGCACCGCAUGCGGCUGUCUGGGAAUAUUACACGGAUGUUCCUGGCUACAGACACGGAUGAGGGAGAGGUAGAAGCACUGGUGAAAUUCAUCAAGGAGCAGAUUCCAUCCUUUCAACUCUUUAGACUGCCCGAAACAUUAGAUUCCCAACCAUGGGCUGAUGUGAUUAAGCCGUUUGAAUUUGAUGAUGAUGUAACAGUGCGAGCUACACUAGACAAGGCGAUAUGUGCAAUGGCGGAUGUGUUUCAGGGCACGCAUGCAUCAUCCUUUUCAAGUGAUAUAACGAGGAUUAGAGCAGGCCUGAGAUUGUCGUCUUGUGAGGAUUCUUUGCUGUGUGAAGAUAAAAUUCAUGAAUCUAGAUGA
This is a messenger RNA of Closterium sp. Yama58-4, 813 nucleotides long. Lineage: Eukaryota; Viridiplantae; Streptophyta; Zygnematophyceae; Desmidiales; Closteriaceae. The record is from the annotation of a GenBank genome assembly.